Molecule: messenger RNA, 796 nt
Organism: Catharus ustulatus (Swainson's thrush)
Lineage: Eukaryota; Metazoa; Chordata; Aves; Passeriformes; Turdidae
Gene: EMC4
Product: ER membrane protein complex subunit 4
Exons: 5
Coding region: 228-752 (174 amino acids)
Biological process (GO): protein folding in endoplasmic reticulum
Cellular component (GO): EMC complex
Source: RefSeq, a predicted model, not a curated record
ACAGCGGGGGCAACCCACACCAAAUAAAAAUUAUUUAAAAAACUAAUCGAAACAAACAACAAAACCCACACGAAAGCACGCCUCCCUCAGUAAGAAAAUCCUCAGUACAGGCCGAGGAGCCGCGCUGGAGGGCUGGGGCAGAAAGGCGGAGCGAGGGCAGGCCGAGGGGUCCUCACGGCCGCACCACGUGACCGCACACGUGCGUGCCCACGUGACUCGGCGCGGACAUGGCGGCGGCGGCAGCGCUCCGGAGCCGCCGGUUCAAGUGGUCGCUGGACCUGGGGGCGGCGCCGGGGGGACGGCCCCGCGGAGCCGCCGAGGGCCGCGGCCCGCUCGGGUUCGCCGACCGGCAGCUGGGGGAGGGCGGCGUCCACGAGAGCGACAAGAUCCUCAUGGAGAAGCGCUGCUGGGACGUGGCUCUGGCGCCGCUGAAGCAGAUCCCCAUGAACCUGUUCAUCAUGUACAUGGCUGGCAACACCAUCUCCAUCUUCCCGGCCAUGAUGGUCUGCAUGAUGGGCUGGCGCCCGCUGCAGGCCCUCAUGUCCCUGUCUGCCACACUGAAGGCCCUGGAGAGCUCAAGCCGGCGGGCACUGCAGGGUCUCGUGUUCCUGGUGGGCAACGGGCUGGGGCUGGCACUGGCCCUCUACAAGUGCCAGGCCAUGGGGCUGCUGCCCACCCGCCCUUCUGACUGGCUGGCCUUUGUCACCCCCCCUCAGCGGAUGGAGUUCACUGGGGGGGGCCUGAUCUUGUGACCCCCUGCGCCCACCCAUCAAUAAAGGCAAUGGCAGGAUGGUGA